UUAUCGGUUGAAAGCUGAAGUAAAUUCUCUCGAUAGGCAUAUUUUUGAAUAUAUUUUGUGUGUUUCAAAACCAUUACAUCUGAAAAUAAGAUGAUUUCGGAAUGGGAUGAAAUCAAACGGCUGGCUGCUGAUUUUCAGAAGGCUCAGCUGUCCACUAGCCUGCAAAGACUUUCAGAGCGGAAUUGCGUCGAACUGGUCAGUGUUCUGAUCUCGAAAGGUCUCUUGGAUGUGAUUUUUACUACCGACGGCAAAGAAUAUUUGACACAAACUCAUUUAAAGCAGGAGGUUAAGGACGAAAUGUUUGUUCUUGGUGGUCGUGCAAAUUUGGUAGACCUGGCAAAAGCACUUAAUGUUGAUUUCGAUAAAAUUCAACGGAUUGCGGAUCAAAUUAUAUCGGAAGAUGCAACUAUUAAAUUUGUUCUUGGGCAGCUAUUGGAUGACUCGUACAUGCAGCGUGUAGCGUCAGAAAUCAACGAAAAACUAUCUCAAGCCGGUGAAAUAAACGUGGCUGAUUUGACGAUUCAAUAUGAUUUACCAGCCGAUUUUAUAUUGAAUAAUAUAAUUGUGAAACAUCUUAACAAGAUAAUUAUGGGAAAACAAGACUCUUCGAAUGCUAAUAUAUUUUUCACACAGUCCUACAUUACCAGGAGUAAAGCGAAGAUCCGAGGAGCUUUGGCAGCAAUUACUAGACCAACUCCAAUAUCGGCUAUCCUUGCUCAAAGUGGUGUCCCUGACAGAUUGUUUUACUUAUUGGUCAACGAGGUGGCUACUCUCGGUAGUGUAACGUCUAGAACCCCAGGUGCAUUAUAUAUUCCGCGCAUUUAUACUAAGACGCAAGUUGAAUGGGUUCAGAAUUUCUACCGACAGAAUGGAUAUCUGGAGCAUGAUUCGGUAGCUGGGUUGGGCGUCAAUGACGUCAAAAAUUUCAUCGUAAAUCAACUGCCAAAUGAAAAAAUCACGCAUUUAAAGAAAUGUAGUGUAGGCGACAAGUUAAUUGAUCAAGUUUCGGCUUCGCUGGAUGAAUGCAUUGCUACCAAUAGCUAUUUAGAUGUAUCCACAGUGUUACCGUCGAUUAUGAGUGAUGAAGACAUUGAGCAGCUGAUUGACAUGAUAUUACCACCAACCAAACAGAAACAAGCAUUAAUUUUUGGUAGCACAAUUUUGACUAGCAAAUAUAUUGAUAACAUCAUUAAACCGUGUUACGAUAUAGCAAAUGAUAAUGCUAAAAAGUCGGUGGAUAGUGGAAGCUAUCAGCAAUAUAUGGCUGAAAAAAUGAUGAAACAUCAGGAUGUUCCUAAUAGAGAAUCUGUUGGAGGUGACAGUAAAGCAGAUAAGCGUGAAGAACGGCGAAAGAAAGCUGCUGGUGGAAAAGGAGGUGGUGGUACUCAAGGUCGUGAAACAAAAACCAAAUCUACUAAAAAACAUGCUAGAGGUCAUCGUGGUAACAUAUCCGACUCUGAUGACGAAACUACUACUAGUAGUAAGCUAACUGGAAAAGGAGCAAAAGAAGUACCGCUUGAGCUAAUAACAAAGAAAGAUAUUAUCAAGGUGUUGGAAAUUGGCCUAGAGCCCGAAGGAUUGGAGGAUCUUUCGAAGCAACUUGCAAAUCAUUACUACCCUCAAUUCACCGAGUUUGCCUUAGCCAAGGCCCACGAACUGUAUGAAAUUUCUUUGCACCAAAAUAGCCGAAAUCGUCGUCAAACUCAUGCAAAUCUACAAGAUAAGCUUAACAACCUGUACAACGAUAUUCGUCUUUAUGAUAAAGGCAUCAAGCUUCUUCCCGCGGAUGUUCAGCCCCAACUGGCAAAAUACUUACUGAAAUCGAUUGGGACAGAAUUUUGCAACGAAAUUUUCUUCUAUGUGGCAGCUGAAUGUAAUCUAAAUGCCAAUGGGACGACUCUCACAACAGAGCAACGCAAUAAAAUUGCGCAAGAAUGUAGCGAAGAGUACACAGCAGCCUUGCAGGCAUUAAAUAAAGCUACAAUGGGUAACUCUUCUAUUGAUGAUUUCCUCGUAGUAGCGGAAAACUCUCUUCAAGUAUGCAGUAUGAUAUUGAAGAAGAUUGACAAGAAAAAAGAUAGGAAUUUAAUUCUUUCCCAUAAGCAUGGCUUACUGGAGCAGUUGUCGAGUUGCUCAGACCAUGCGCUUGUCCUGCACUUGGCUGUACUGGUUAUCUUCACAAUAUCUACUCAGAGUAUGCUUCACAUUUCAGGAAGGCACGUGUCUGCCGUCCUAAGAUUUCUUCAGCCGUCUCUCAAUCCAGACCAAGCGCAAAAACUGACAACAUAUCACGAUUUAGUACUGAAGCUUCUGAGUGCUGAAAGCACUGCUUAUGGUAGCAAGCUUGACGUUGAUGAUAUUACGAAGCAACUAGAAGACUUGACGCAUAUUGUUAAGGAUAUUGCUACAGAUUUAAAAAAAGUAGGUGUUACCAGUGCCGAAUAAUAAUUGUAUCAUAUUGAAUAAACAAUA
Malaya genurostris is the source of this 2472-nucleotide messenger RNA. It is a transcript of the gene Ufl1, whose product is annotated as E3 UFM1-protein ligase 1 homolog. Gene Ontology annotation, cellular component: endoplasmic reticulum membrane. Gene Ontology annotation, biological process: response to endoplasmic reticulum stress; regulation of proteasomal ubiquitin-dependent protein catabolic process; protein K69-linked ufmylation. Bases 91 to 2445 code for a protein of 784 amino acids. The transcript is spliced from 5 exons. Gene Ontology annotation, molecular function: UFM1 ligase activity. The record is from RefSeq and is a predicted model, not a curated record. Lineage: Eukaryota; Metazoa; Arthropoda; Insecta; Diptera; Culicidae.